AUGUUUGUAAAAUAAUCUUAUCAUACUACACGAUUUACCACCUAAUUUGAUGAAUAAACUAUUGUGGAAUUAAGAGAAUCCUCAAAAUUAAAGCAUUAUCGAAUGAUGACAUCAACAAGUUUAAAUUAAUCUAAACGUCCCUUUAUUCAUACAAAGUCAAUUCCUAAAUCUCUAAUUGAUGAAGGUACAUUAAAAUGUUGAAUUCUAUAUUUAGGAUUCAGAUCUAAGAGUAUCCUUUAUCAUAUGUCACUACUCUCUAAUGAAGUUAAAAUGAAGACUAGACCAAGUAGAAGAGAAAGAGAAAGGACAAUAUUAUUCACAGAUAACAUGGAAUUAUAUCAUCACAAAUCAAUCAAAAGAAUCAAAGAAAUGAGUAGACGUAAGAGUUGCUCAUGUGAUGGAUGUGGGCCAAAGACAAGGUUUGAAAGAAAACAUGAUGAUUUUGAAGCAAGAACACAAUAAGCGAUUAGUUCUGAUUUGAAGUUACUGUAAUUUACUAGAGCUGGUCAAAAGAAAAAACAAACUAUUAUCAAAGAAAUUAAAUUGAAAUAGAUUAAUGAAAAGAAAUCCAAGAUAUCCUAAGAAACAACAAACCAUUCAUAGAUCUAACUUAAUUUACCAUCAACAAAAAGAGAUAGUUUGUAAAUUGAAAAACAAGAAACCGAAAGAAAUAAACUUAAAACUAAAGUUGACCUCCUAAGAAUGCUACCUUCGAUAAAAAGCAUUGUCUCUCUCACUAUACUAAAAUAAAUCUACAUAGGAGGAAGAUAACAAUAAUAAAUGAUAUUUAGAAAACCAUCUCAUGAUGCAUUGAUCAUAAAAACUUAUAGAAUAAAGUGA
Messenger RNA from Paramecium pentaurelia, 840 nucleotides. The record is from the annotation of a GenBank genome assembly. NCBI's taxonomy places the organism in Eukaryota, Ciliophora, Oligohymenophorea, Peniculida, Parameciidae.